AUGGCACCACACCUUGACGCACCAUCUCCUAGUGGAAGCUUCGCGGUUAGCUUCGACGGAAUCCCAUUUCGACCUGCUACCUCUUCAGACGCAGUGACAGGCUCUCUAGCACCUGCCGAGUCACACUCCUCGUUUAGUAGCUUCUUCGAGAGCGAGUCAGUAGAAGAGGAUUUCCGUAUAACAAGGCCACUGGUACCAGGCGUUUAUGUACCAACCCUUUGUUUCUUCGACCCAGAGACCGAGGACGUUGACAUCAAUACUAUCGCUCGCCAUGCUGUACGACUUGCCGAAGCUGGCGUGACGGGCCUUGCCACUCAAGGCUCUAACGGCGAAGCUGUUCACCUCACACAUGCUGAGCGUCAACUUGUCACUCUCGCCACACGCAAAGCAUUAAACGAAGCUGGAUUUUCGCAUAUCCCAGUUAUUGUCGGCUGCGGCGCUCAGAGCACUCGUGAGACUAUUCAGUACUGUCGCGAGGCAUGGGAAGCAGGGGGUGAUUACGCCCUUGUGCUACCCCCAUCAUACUACGCGCCCUUGUUUGCCCCAUCAUCUCGGACCAUCGAGCAGUACUUUACAACCGUUGCCGAUGCGUCCCCGAUACCCCUCAUCAUAUACAACUUUCCAGGCGCUGUUAAUGGUUUGGACUUAUCAUCCGACGUAAUCGUUAAGCUAGCACAGCAUCCCAAGAUUGUCGGCGUCAAGCUGACGUGCGGCAAUACGGGCAAAUUGAACCGUGUAGUAGCUGCCACACGGUCGCAAUCUAAGGACUACGACCCGGACAACCCCGAAUUCCUGGUCCUGGCAGGCUCAGCCGACUUCUCGAUCCAGUCCUUAAUCGCAGGAGGACACGGCAUAUUAGCAGGUCUCGCAAACAUCGCACCGAAGGCCUGUAUUAAGACUAUCGAGUUAUAUAACGCAGGCAAAUACUCCGAGGCCCAGAAAAUUCAAGAGAUCGUAUCACGAGGCGAUUGGACGGCCAUCCAAGGCGGCGUCUUGAGUGUUAAGGCAGGACUCCAAGCGUGGUCGGGUUACGGCGGUUUCGCACGAAGCCCACUCCCAAGGCCGACUCCCGAACAAAGCAAAUCGUGGAAAGAGGGAUUUAAAGAACUAAUGCUACUGGAGAAAUCUAUGACAGGUUGCUGA
Messenger RNA from Daldinia childiae, 1143 nucleotides. Its product is annotated as putative 4-hydroxy-2-oxoglutarate aldolase, mitochondrial. The transcript has a single exon. Lineage: Eukaryota; Fungi; Ascomycota; Sordariomycetes; Xylariales; Hypoxylaceae. The record is from RefSeq and is a predicted model, not a curated record. Gene Ontology annotation, molecular function: 4-hydroxy-tetrahydrodipicolinate synthase activity. The coding region runs from base 1 to 1143 and encodes 380 amino acids.